Acaulospora morrowiae is the source of this 1050-nucleotide messenger RNA. NCBI's taxonomy places the organism in Eukaryota, Fungi, Glomeromycota, Glomeromycetes, Diversisporales, Acaulosporaceae. The record is from the annotation of a GenBank genome assembly.
AUGGAAAAUCAAAAGAACGGAAUUGACACUCUUUACAAAGGGUUUCUUGAACCACUCAAUUUUAUGAAACCCCAACCCAAGGAUUUGACUUAUGGAAGAGCCUCUAUUCCGUAUUCUCCAGAAGAAAAAGUUCUUCGUGAAGAACCCUAUAUUUGCACAGAACAUAAUUUACCUUUUCCUACUAGUGAUGAACCCGAAGGUUUCGUGUAUUAUCAAGCUUGGUCGUUACCCACCGCAAGCAAACAACGAAACACUGACAUCAUCUACGUUCAUGGGUUGAAUGAGUACGGAGGACGUUUUUCAGAAUUUGCCAUUCCCAUAUUAGAACAAGGCUUCCGCAUUAUUGCGUUGGACCUUCCAAGUUUCGGAAGGUCUAGUGGUUUGCAUGCAUUCUUCAAAAAUUGGCUGGACCUUAUUGAAGCAGUUCAUUGUGUUGUCAAUCAUGUAAAGCAAACGAAUGAGAAUGAAAACAAAAAAAGGAAUUUGAUUUUAUAUGGAUGUUCUAUGGGCGGAAUGGUUGUCGCAUCAUGCGCAAUUAAAUAUCCUGAUACUUUCGACGCGUUUGGCCUUUCGGCGCCUCUUGUAUACGUAGAAGAAGAAAGUCGUCCUAGCAAGUUUCUCGAGACAGUAGCGGAUGUUUUGAACAAAACUCCUUUAGGACGUAUGCCGAUAGCCGAAGCAAAUCGUGGAAAAAACAGUAGUGACCCAACUGUAGAAGAGAAAUUUUUGGCUGAUCCAUUGACUUAUCACGGAGAUCUGCGCGUCUCCACUGGUUUAACAUUGAGAGAUGGUAUUGAAUGGUUGCAAUCGAAUCUCGGAAAUAUCACAAAACCAUUUUUAGUACAGCAUGGCAUGAAUGAUCGUGCUACUCAAGUUAAAGGAUCAAGAGAAUUGUUUGAUAAGUCACAGACUCCAGAAGAUAAAAAAGUUAUUUUACUAUACGAAGAUUGCGAGCACGAGAUGUUCAGAGACCCUGUUGCUGGUAAAAAAGUUUUAUCUGAUGCGAUCAAUUGGAUGGUUACUACCGACGAGAGAUUAUGCAGUUCUUAG